AUGCUGUCCAUCAGAGGGCAAGGCCAGGAGAACCUGGUUCACGCGCACCAGACGGCCGCGGCCUCUAAGCCAUUGAACCAAGGAGCGCGCCACCUACCGCCGAAGACCCCGUUGAACACGCUCCCAAAGACGCCGUUUAGAGUACCGCUUCACGAUGAGAAUAGACCGCUUACACUGGGGAAGGGGAUGGGGGCGGGGAUUGGCAAGGCGAUGCUGAAGGGUCGUGACGAAAAUGCGGUGCUGCAGGGCAAAGGAAAGGGCACGGAGAAGAAAGUGUUGGCUACACCGAUGGGUACAACACGAGCGCCACUUGGGAUGAAGACGACCAAUGCAAAGGCGCGGGCAUUCCAGACUCCAGCUCCUACGCUGCCGAUGGGAACGAUCAAGCAGAGGAGUGCUAAACGGGGAUCAACUCGCAAGAUCAAAAAGGCCGCACCCGUACCCGUGCAGACUACGCAGGAAGUGGCCGUGCCGGUGGAAGAUGAGCAGGAGCUAGAGAUUGAAUAUAUGCCCCCAAAGCCGAAGCCCCUUCCUGACCAUCCCGAUUAUAUUACAUAUGACACAACAUUCCCGCAGUUCAAAGGAGCCAAUCUUGGCCGUGGAUGGGAGAAGCUGUACGAAGACAACAGCGUGGGCCCAGAUGGACUCACGGCCAAGGAGCGAGAGGCCAAGGAGCUCGACGAGGCGUACGAUAAGCAGAUUGAUGCCUUGAUACAGGCCCAGAUUGACAGCAUUGGCACUCUUGAGUUGGAGGGGGAGCUAGAUGACAGGGUCGAGAGUAGGCCUACCAGCAGAGCCACAAGCAGGGCUACCAGUAGGUCUUCAAGGUCAGAGCGGUCAGUCUCCACUCUACGAUCAAGAAACGCGGCUCAGGCACUGGCAAUGGACCCGAAAGGCAGCGUACGUACUCGGUCGUCCCCAAGACUCGCUGCGAAGGCUGCUGCAAAGGCACCGCCAAAGACAACGAUGAAGAAGACCACCGAACCAUCAAACCCAUCUUCAAUGCGCCAUACAGCUGCCGUGGCUAGCUCGAGGAGCACCCUAGGCUACUCGAAGGGACGUGACGUGCUGUCUGCUCUACAAGGGGAGUCCGAACCUGCCAGGGCGAAGACGAUGACGUUAAGGAAGAAAAAGGCCGAAAAGGAGAAGGAAGCGGAGAGCAUCCUCUCGCCGGAACGGUACAUGCAGCUGUACGGUCCACCACCGUUUGGUAGCGAGAUGUGGAUGCGGUGCAAGAUUGCAGGGUACUUUGAGGAGGAGGUGAAGAGCACGGAGGAGCUGCUGGAGAUGGACGGGCUGGAUGAUGCGUAUGUUGAGGAUGAGGAGAGUGCUAAUUUCCAACUUACUCUCUGA
Arthroderma uncinatum is the source of this 1353-nucleotide messenger RNA. RefSeq lists its product as uncharacterized. Lineage: Eukaryota; Fungi; Ascomycota; Eurotiomycetes; Onygenales; Arthrodermataceae. The record is from RefSeq and is a predicted model, not a curated record. The coding region runs from base 1 to 1353 and encodes 450 amino acids. The transcript is spliced from 3 exons.